UAUUUCCAGGUUUGCACAAGGCCUACGAUUAAGACAAAUCGACAUGAUGACAGAUGACAUUGCUGCAAGCACAACUACACUGUCAAAGAUGGCAAAAAAGCUGCGAGAUGUCUGUGUUGAGGCAAUGGAGAGAAGAAAAAGAAGAAAAGAACAGAGGCUGGGAGGGCAGAACGAGUUUGUGGUUAUUGAUGAAAGCCACUUCAGACACAAAAGAAAGUACGGACGUGGAAGAAUGGCUGGUGGGUGGAAAAGGAAGAAGUGGGUGUUUGGGAUGCUUGGCGUGAAGCAUAGAGGACAGAGGACCAUGCCUGUUCUCCGCCUGGUGGAAAGACAGACCAGACGAGAGCUGGUCCCACUGAUUAUCCACCACGUUCGUACUGGAUCCACAAUAUUAAGUGAUGAGUGGCGGGCUUACCGUCAGGCUCUGCCUGCAUUUGGAUACAGGCAUUACACAGUUAACCACAGUGUGACAUAUGUCAAUGCUGAAACGGGCUGCCACACUCAACACAUUGAGAGGGCCUGGAGGAGCUACAAGGAGACAAUCAGUAGACUCAGAGAGAAUCGCACAGAGGAUCUGCUCAGAGACCAUCUGAUUGUGAUCGAGUGGAAUGAAUGGUUGGGUAAAAAACACCAUAAUGGUCCACUAGGACGCCUGCUCCACGAUAUUGCUAAGCAAUAUAAAUAGAAAUAAAUGUAAAGUUUCUGGAGCUUGUGAUGUUAAUCACUU
Sander lucioperca (pikeperch) is the source of this 727-nucleotide messenger RNA. RefSeq lists its product as uncharacterized. The record is from RefSeq and is a predicted model, not a curated record. The transcript is spliced from 2 exons. NCBI's taxonomy places the organism in Eukaryota, Metazoa, Chordata, Actinopteri, Perciformes, Percidae. Bases 44 to 685 code for a protein of 213 amino acids.